Messenger RNA from Scatophagus argus, 3335 nucleotides. It is a transcript of the gene ciarta, whose product is annotated as circadian associated repressor of transcription a. The record is from RefSeq and is a predicted model, not a curated record. The transcript has 6 exons. Lineage: Eukaryota; Metazoa; Chordata; Actinopteri; Scatophagidae. Gene Ontology annotation, cellular component: nucleus. Gene Ontology annotation, molecular function: RNA polymerase II cis-regulatory region sequence-specific DNA binding. Gene Ontology annotation, biological process: circadian regulation of gene expression; negative regulation of DNA-templated transcription. Bases 254 to 1291 code for a protein of 345 amino acids.
GUACUUUUUGAACAGGUUGGACGUCUGACCAGGAACAUGAAACAUGAGCAGGAAUGGAAGUGACAGUCUGGGACUGAGCCUGAACGGGAGAACAGGCGUAACCGUUGUGCGCAUCUAUCAUAAAGAUAGCCGUUAGCUUAGCUCGUGGAAGAUUCGAAGUUGUUCAACGUGUUCAAGUGGCGUAAGGUGACUUCUCACGCGUUGCUGCCUUAUUUUACCGCAUUUGUGGAUCCAGUUCUGUUCCAUCUAAAAGAUGAACUCACUGGGCAGUUCUUCCAAAUGGCCAUCUUACGACUCGCUACCCUCCACUCCGAGCUUUCUCCUCAGUGAGAGUGAGCAGACCGAGGAUGAAACGGACGUCUUCUCUGAGGCAGAGGGGGACAGCGGAAAGACAAAGUCCCGCUCAGUUGGUGAAGGAAUCACAGUUUCUGGAAAUUACCUUCCAUUUCCAACUCAUUCAGAUCAGCUGCACUCAAGGUCGACAAAGAGCGAUCAGGCCGGACACCGCCCUGACAAAACUAAGCAUCACGGCUCGGCCUCCUGUCCUGGAGCUGCCACAUUAGGCUCGUCUUCAGCAACACCAGGGGACUUGGUCUUCGCUCAGAAAUGUGCCGAUUUGAGCAGGUUUAUCCAUCCUUUGCUUGGGCUUCUACAUGGACUGAAGACUGGGAGAUUUGCCAAAGCAGGGUUAUCUGGUUUGCAGCAAAGUGUUGCCAUUGACAGAUUACAGAGGAUUCUUGGAAUACUACAGAGGCCUGAAAUGGGUGAGAAAUACCUCCAGACCCUGCUGCAGAUAGAGACUAUGCUCAGAGUUUGGUUUCCUCAGGUGGCAUUUCAGUCCACAGAUGCACUAAGCCAGACCACCACUCCCAGAGUCCCACCAAAAAAUCAGCUCCACAUGCCCGUUAAGAAGAGAAAACUGAGCUGGUCAGACUCUGACCACUCAGGCAAAGUGCCAACCAAGCAUAAGCAACAUCAGUAUAGAAAAUUUGGGAGCUGCCAGACUGCGACCUCACUUGAAAGUGUUUCCACAUGUCCACCUGGAUCACCCAAAAAACAGAAAAUUCAAGUGGAAGAAACAGUUGGAGGAGCUUGGGGCAAGUUGACAUCUGGACACGCGUUUGCAGACAGCACUAGCACUUUAAGUGGGGCUUCAUAUUCAUGUAGCAAGAGAGAAAAUGAAAAUCGGAAGCAGCCUGAGAUUUCUCUGCUGACCCCUUUUGACAGCCCAGCUGCACAAGACAGCUCAGUGUCCUCAAGCGACACCAUUACUACAAGUAACUCACCUUAACUGGCCUCAGCUGACCUUGCUACCGCAUGGAGGUGCCACAGCUUGCCAGCCAGAGUGAAGACAGAGGACAAACUUGAUUGCGUAAUCAUAACCCUGGGCACAGAGCCCGGCUGUGAUGACUGCAAGGCAUGUAAAAACCAGAAGAGGAGGAGGAGGAGGAGGAGGAGCAGAAAUGCUGAGAGAGACUCGUUAACCCCCAACUACCCAGUGUGGUCUUUGAUUGUACUGGAGUUAUUGCACUAUACUACCAGGUAUUUGUAAGAGUGUCACUUUAGUAUACAUUUACUUUUAUUAAGUUAAAAAAAAUGUUGGAAAUACUUUACACACGUAAGGCAUCAAUGCUCUGCUUUUGUAUGCUUGCUUCCAUAUCAUGGAACUCAGCCCUAACCGGAACAAUAUGGGAUUUCAUGGCAUUAGUUAAAAAAAACAAAAAACAAAACAAAAAGCCAACACUGAGGAUUGUUGCUGUUACAGUUUGCAACAAGCUGAAACAAUUGAGUGGCCAUCCAUGAAAUGAUUUUUCAAGCAAAAAUAGCUUAAAUAUGCUGGUUCCAGCUUCUUACACAUGGAGAUUUCUUUGCUUUUCUUUGUCACCUGUGAUAGUAAACUAAUCUCUAAACUUUUUUUUUUCCAGACCAAACAAAGAAUAAAUAGAAAAAAAAAACAUUGGCAGCAAAGCCCCUCCCAGACUGUGGCAAUCUUAAACCAUUUUGCAUUAUAAUAUACGCACCUUACGUCAUAGUCACUUCUUUAUUUAUUAGCAUUUAACUUAGUUUUGAUGUAAAUAAGAAUAGAUGUGGUUGUACUUGUGUUCAAAGAGUAAAAUGCUGCACAGGUAAUGACCACACCCUCAACAAAGUUGAGACGCUUGGCUACAUGUCAAUAUGUCAGUCACUCCGUUUAUCCAGCCGGUGAGUGCACUGGCUUUGUGUAGAAGGAACUGAAAACGUCAUGCAUUUUUAUUACAGAUAAGAGUUUCAAAUAACUAUUUUUUUUCUAUAUUAUAGAACAGGCUGACUGUAUUUGAUCCAGUGAACAUUGGAGUAGAUCCUACUGCACUUGGAUGACAAUGAGGAAAUGUUACAGCUUUGUUAACAUUAAAGAGUUGUGAAAUUAUUUAUUAAGGAUCCUACUUGGAGGAUUCAUACUUGAAAACCUUGAUUCAAUUGGCAGACUUGCAGAGCCAGCGUGAAUGCUUUACAGGUAAACUUGUCAUUUGACUGUGUUUAUAUUAUAUUGGGAUUUGGGCACUGGGGAUGAAAGCAUUAAAAAGGCAGAAAAAUUAAAUUGCGCUUGUCGUUCCCCACAAAAUGCCCCAAAUGCAUUGUGUCAUUAUUAUUAUAAGGGUAUAGAACAGCUUCUGUGUCCCAUUUAAAAUGCAUUUGUGUCGCUGACUUGCUGUUAUAAAUUUCCCUCAAAGUGCUUUACUCUUGGUUAUGUAAUAAGGAAUAUCAUGGAGAUGUGCUUAACGAAACAAUUUCCAUUCCCGAACACAUCAGUUAUUUUUGAUGGCAUUUGCACCACCAUAUUUUAAACAGGAUAUCAUUCAUGUUGAAUGGUGUUUCAUCUUUGGUGGUUUGUCGCCAGCCAGCCUUACUUAUAUGACAUAAAGAUAGUUGUAUACUUUUCUGAAAUUACAUCAUUAAUCGUACAAAAAGUGUAUUUGGCAAACAAAGUUAAAUUCAACAUGUCACCGCAUAUGUCAUUGCAAACCAAACGUGCUCUUGUGUAGCUGUUUCUCAGGCAUCACCGUUAGGCUGCAAGCACAUCGUGGAAAACAUCACUGUAGUGUAGUGUUUUUGAAAUGUAAAAUGUAGCAGUUGACUGCGCAGGUUUGCUGUGCUGAGUCACACAUCUUUCAUUUGUGAUAGGAGAAAAAGAGUAAAAAUCAAAUUUUCCAGUUGGAUGUAUUUAAUUUGUCUUGUUUUUAGUUUCUUUUGUUUUAGGCUUUUUCUUUGUUUCUUACAAAUAAAAUUGUUGUUCUUUGUGAUGAAUGCUCAUAUUUUUUAUAUAUUAAAUGAAUGAUGUGAUUCAUCAAAAUACA